GAAUUAUCCUAACCUUCUACGAAAAACUCACUUCCGGUCGUAGCUGUGUCGAAGUGGCGUGUUUAUAGGGAAUCUCGUAAAAAGAAACCCCCACUCCCACUGAUUCACAGCUGUCAGUUGGAGGAAAAAACACUGUCAAUCUUUGGGAGGAACCACUGUACAGUAUUUUAACAACCAAGACGAAGAAAGAGCAAAUCCUGGAAACAUCAACGUCGUUUAGAAGUUUCUACGAGCCAGGCGAAUCUCUUUGAAAAGGCGUGACGUGAAGAGCAGUGUCAGUUUGCUCUGUCACACAUUAGAAAUUGGGGUUGGCUAGCUAGUAGCUGGCUAACCAGCUAGCCAGCUAAAUUUAUACUGCUCAAAGGGAUUGGCCUUCUCUUUUGCAUUGGGGUCAUUACACCGGAAAGGACAUCUCAGGAUUCAAUUAAACCUCAUUUUUAUGUUUUGGGUCCCAAGGAAGGAUUUUUACCCCCACACUGUGUUGCUCUAAUUUGGCCCUGAACGUGUUGGUGGAGCUGCAGUUGCACAGAAGCCAUGGGGACACCAGGUAGAAAGCGUGCCCCUAUCAAGGACCGGUUUUCAGCUGAGGAUGAAGCCCUUAGUAGCAUUGCCCGGGAGGCGGAGGCCAGGCUGGCUGCAAAGAGAGUGGCCAGGGCAGAGGCGAGGGACAUCCGAAUGAGAGAACUCGAACGGCAACAGAAAGAGCUGGAUGAAAAAUGUGAUAAGACCUUCGUAGACUACAGCCGGCCAUCCUCGCGCUGCACCACUCCCGGCCUCUCCCCGGCCACCCUGGCCUCCCUGGGGGGGACCUCCUCGAGACGGGGCAGUGCAGACACAGGCAGCAUUGUCGAUCCUGACACCAGUCUGAGUGAAUUGAGGGAUAUCUAUGAUCUAAAGGACCAGAUUCAGGAUGUAGAGGGGCGGUACAUGCAGGGGCUUAAAGAGCUGAAGGAGUCGCUCUCGGAGGUGGAGGAGAAGUAUAAAAAGGCCAUGGUAUCGAACGCACAGCUGGACAACGACAAAGCCAACCUCGUCUACAACGUGGACACACUCAAGGACGUGAUCGAGGAGAUGGAAGAGCAGAUGGCCGAGAUGCGGAGGGAAACUGAGGACAAGUCUAAGGAACUAGAAAGACAAAAGCACACAUGCACAGUCCUGCAGCACAAACAAGUGGAGUUAAAAGAGGGAAUCCGCCAGAGAGAUGAGCUCAUAGAGGCCUUAGAGAGGCAGAAAGAGUACUUUGAUUGCAUUAGGAAUGAGAGGGAUGAGCUCAGAGAUGAGCUGGCUGACAUCAAGGCGAAGGCCAAAACAGGAGAGAAACACGGCCUGGUCAUCAUCCCUGAGGGAAUGCCUAACGGGGACAUCAGCCACGACGACCCAGCCACAGGGAUCACUGUGGUCACACAGGAGGCUGCCCAGGUGCUGGAGUCAGCAGGAGAAGGGCCUCUGGAUGUUAGGCUACGAAAGAUUGCGGAUGAAAAGGAUGAACUCUUAGCUCAGAUCAGGAAGUUGAAAAUGCAGCUGGAGGAUGAAAGGCAGAAGCACUCGAAGAUGGAGAACGCCUUCACAGAGGGAGAGAGGAUGGAGAAUGGCACUGAUCUGCACGUCAUCGAGAUGCAGAGAGAUGCCAACAGACAGAUAAGUGAAUACAAGUUCAAGCUCUCGAAGGCAGAACAGGAAAUGGGCACAAUGGAACAAAAUAUCAACAGACUUGAAGGACAAGUGUCCAGAUACAAGGCAUCGGCGGAAAACUCAGAGAAAAUAGAAGAUGAACUGAAAAUUGAAAAAAGGAAACUUCAAAGAGAGCUGCGUACGGCUCUGGAUAAGACCGAGGAGAUGGAGAUGACCAACAACCACCUAGUAAAGCGCCUUGAGAAGAUGAAGGCCAAUCGGAACGCCCUUCUGUCUCAGCAGUGAGGUCUGCUGGAUUGCCACAGAAGCCCUUAAACUCACACCGCAGAUAGUGUCUGGAGCACAUUUCCAUUCUUCCUCUAACACUUAAAGUUGUGUAGCAAAACCAAAAACACUUACAGAAAAAAAGCAACACUGGUAGCACCGAGGCAAGAGUUGGUGUUUAAAAGAAAUAAAGGAUUAGCACCAGUGUCUUCGGAAGGGAGACUCAACCUAUUAAACCAUAGUUACUAGGGGGAGAUGAUGAAUCUAAGGAAAAUUUGACUCAUUACUUUAUUUUUCAAAGCUUUGUUACUACAUGUUAUUCACAAGGUUUUACUGCUGGGUGCUUGGCUAUUAUAAUUUUUUUUAAAUAAGUUGCAUGAAUGAGUAUAAUGGCGCUUUUUAACUGUUAAACCCUUACGGCUGCUCUCUGGCCCUGCACCUAUCCAUAAUCCCUCACACAGUGAAGUGCCUUCUCACACCUGGAGACUGAGGGUUUUGCAUUAACCAAACAAUAACUGGUACAGACAUGAUUUAAUGAAAUAUAUAGAACUAAUUGUCUGCAGAGGUUUCAUUGAUUUCUCAAAUAUUUAAAGAUUUUUUGGCAAUAAGUGUAAAUGUCAGAACUGUAAAUACUAGAUUUUUUUUUUUUUUUGCAUGGGUUAUGGCACAUUGAAUUCCAUUUGUAAGAGUGGUUUGAGGUUCUUUAUUUGGGGUACAUCAGAAGACGGCACUACAUACCACUUCUCAAACAGUGUUCGCUGCUUUGAAAGCCAAGCAGUUUCAAGUCUCAGGACCACACAGUGAUUGUGUCUGGGGCAGCUAUCGCAUUGAAUAAACUCUUAACAGAUUUACA
This is a messenger RNA of Salvelinus namaycush (lake trout), 2749 nucleotides long. RefSeq names its product leucine rich repeat (in FLII) interacting protein 2 (gene lrrfip2). The record is from RefSeq and is a predicted model, not a curated record. NCBI's taxonomy places the organism in Eukaryota, Metazoa, Chordata, Actinopteri, Salmoniformes, Salmonidae. The transcript has 15 exons. Gene Ontology annotation, biological process: regulation of DNA-templated transcription. Bases 535 to 1917 code for a protein of 460 amino acids.